Molecule: messenger RNA, 4301 nt
Organism: Ctenopharyngodon idella (grass carp)
Lineage: Eukaryota; Metazoa; Chordata; Actinopteri; Cypriniformes; Xenocyprididae
Gene: osbpl5
Product: oxysterol binding protein-like 5
Exons: 22
Coding region: 465-3062 (865 amino acids)
Biological process (GO): phospholipid transport
Cellular component (GO): intracellular membrane-bounded organelle; cytosol; membrane
Molecular function (GO): sterol binding
Source: RefSeq, a predicted model, not a curated record
UCUGGCUGGUUAAGCGCCUCCUUUCCUCCAAAGGCAUUUCCUGCCGUCCGAGCUCCCAGAAUACACAGCUGUACGCCAGCGGUUAUGGCAUGCUAUGGACCGCUAUUUUAUCUCUCCAUCAUCUUCCAUCUCUUGAGGAUGCAGGUGUGCGCGGUUAACUUUAAACUUCCAACUGUAUCGCGUUUGGAAAACACCGUUUCGAGCGGCCUUUCCACAUUUUGAGACGGCAUAAUUCGCGAGCGUUACUUUGUUUCGGGACAAACACGAGCGUCUCGCAGUUCCAUUCCACGUAAUAGCCUUCAUGAUUGACGGUUGUUGAAGUGAUUGGAACCCAAUUAAACCCAAACCGACCCGUUCUCGAUCCGAAAUGAAGUCGUUCGGAUACGUCUAGAUCUUCUGCCACGUUUCUAUCUUCGAGGGCUGAAGUUGCGACUGCAACAGAGGUGGACAGACUGGCUGGCACAAUGAAAGAGGAGAACUUGUUCCGCAGACGGUUCUCUCUCUGUCCCACAGCCACGUCACCUCCCAAGAUCGACCCACGUGUACUGACCCGCAACCUUUCCUAUGGAGGAGAUCAUGAACUGUACCCACUCAGUCCAGGUAAUGAAACGGAGCGAAAUGGUUUGCCCUUACUGAGGGACGAGGUCAGUCCGGCCCGGUCGCCCAGCAGCGUGUCGGAAUCCAGGAUGUUUAUUGGUUUGGAGAAGGAGUCUUCCUCACCCACGGAGAAGCUGGCAAGGAAAGAAUCGCUUAAGGUUCAAAAAAAGAACUAUCGACAGGAAAAGAAGAGAGUCGCCAAUGAAUUGUUCAGUGCACUUAAGGAUCCAAGUGUGGUUAUUAUGUCCAACUGGCUAAAGAUUCGGGGAACAUUGAAGAGCUGGACGAAAUUAUGGUGCGUCCUGAAGCCUGGCAUUCUCCUGAUUUACAAGACGCCUGGUUCAGAACACUGGGUGGGAACUAUUCUUCUCAACGCCUGUAAACUCAUCGAAAGGCCCUCAAAGAAGGACGGAUUCUGUUUCAAAGUCUACCAUCCGCUGGAUAAGUCCAUAUGGGCCAUGAAGGGUCCUAAAGGAGAAUCUGUUGGUUCCAUCACACAACCCUUGCCUAGUAAUUACCUGAUCUUCAGGGCAGCAUCUGAAUCCGAUGGACGCUGUUGGAUGGACGCUCUAGAACUGGCUCUCAGCUGCUCCAGCCUGUCGAAGAUGACGGCAAAGAGCUGCAGGGAUGGAGAUCUGAGCAGCUCCUCUGAGUCCUCACAUAUACUGCAGCUGCUGCAGUGCACGGCUCUCACAGACCAGGACCUCGUGCAGUUGAAUGACUCCAUGUUGGAAAACCAUAUGGAGAACGAUGCCAACUCGGACAAAUCAGAGAGGGAGACGCAUGAAGACUCAGACAAUGCGGCCAAUGAGAAUGGAGGCAGAUUGACCGAGGAGAGUGAUAUGGACCAAUCGGAUGAUGUGUGUCUCCAGGCAACAGCAUUUGUUGAAGAAGCCUAUGAAGAGAUGGGAGAGGCUGGUGAGGCGUCCCAGGUCGAGACAGUCUCAGAUGAGAAUAAGGGUUUAAUCUGGACUCUCCUGAAGCAGCUGAGGCCAGGGAUGGACCUGUCUAAAGUGGUUUUACCAACGUUUAUCCUGGAGCCACGUUCAUUUCUGGACAAGCUGUCAGAUUACUAUUACCAUGCUGACCUGCUGUCCCAGGCUGUGACGGAGGAGAGCCCAUACUGCAGGAUGAAGCAGGUCUUGCGCUGGUAUCUGUCAGGAUUCUACAAGAAACCAAAGGGUCUGAAGAAACCAUACAACCCUAUUCUAGGAGAAAUGUUUCGAUGCUGUUGGCUGCAUCCACAAACAGACAGCUGUACAUUUUACAUAGCAGAGCAGGUUUCUCAUCACCCUCCUGUUUCAGCCUUCUACAUCAGCAAUAAGAAAGAUGGAUUCUGCAUUAGUGGAAGCAUUCUGGCCAAAUCCAAAUUUUAUGGGAACUCGCUGUCUGCGAUACUAGAUGGAAAGGCCAGGCUCUUGCUUUUGCCCCGAGAUGAAGAGUAUAUCAUCACAAUGCCGUACGCUCACUGUAAAGGUAUUCUGUAUGGUACAAUGACUUUGGAGCUUGGCGGGAAAAUCACAAUUGAGUGUGAAAAAACACAAUGUUAUACAGAACUUGAAUUCAAAUUGAAGCCUUUUCUUGGCAGCUCUUGCAAUGUUAACCAGAUUUCUGGAAAGAUACGUAUGGGGGAAGACAUUCUGUCUACCGUAGAUGGGCACUGGGAUAGUAAAGUGCACCUGAUUGAGAAGAAGACGGGCCACCAGGAGGUGCUGUGGAACCCCAGUCCAGACAUACGCAGACAGAGGCUGAAGAGACAGGUGGUGCAGAUGGACCAGCAGGAGGCGUUCGAGUCUCAGAGGCUGUGGCAGCAUGUGACCAGAGCGAUUACAGAUAAAGACCAGAACAGUGCCACCCAGGAGAAAUUUGUGCUGGAAGAGGCUCAGCGGCAGGAAGCCAGAGAGAGAGGCGAGCGACCCUGGAGCCCACGUCUCUUCAUUCUCAAUACCGACACUAAUGAGUGGCACUACAAAUAUGCCGACACUAAGCCGUGGGAUCCGGACCGCUGUCUGGUACAGUUUGAGAAAGACGGCAUCAUCCAGACAAAAGAGAAAUCCCAACGCCAACGCAACAGUUUCUCCUACAGCCAGAACUGGGCUGGACAGCAGAAGCUGCGGGUGAAUGGCAAACACAGGAAGUCAAGCAGCCAGCCGUCCAGCUGCAGCCAGAACACGGAGAGCAGCAGUACCACACCAGAACCCAAUCAUGAGUCAUCCGACAAUGAAGGCUUUAUGAGAGAGUGUGCGAGAUGCACUAAAGAAGUGAAGGACAUCGCCCUCAUAGAGGCCUCGGUAGCAGCUAUACAGAAAACACAGCAAGACAUACAGAGAAACCUGAGUGCACUGGGUCGUCAGAUAGCGCGACACAAGACAUCGGAGGAGAACAAGUCCUUGAACAGUCGCCACUGUCUCAUCCUGUGCAUGCUGUUGCUCUUUCAGCUGCUCAUCAACUACGUCUUCACUUGAGAUGCCGUCACCUAGCGACCAUCGCCUAGCAAUUGUUGCCUAGCAAUAAACACAGCCAAACUAUCACCGUCACACAGCCCCUUGAAUGCCCCACCAUGAUGUUGCUACCAACCGUAGCCCACCAUCAAGCACUAAGCACUUCAACUAGAGAGAAAGAGACUCUUGUUUUAAUUCAUAUGACAGAUAAUCAUUUCAGAGUGGAUGUAAAAUGCUGUACUGCCACUCUUGUUAAUUGAUGUGUUCCCUCUUCCCUACGUACUUCCGUUUCUCUGCAAUAUUGGUCAUCUAUUUGUGUCAUAUUUGAAUGCAGUUGAAUGGGUUUGUGUGUCUGUGUGUGCGUAACUCACAAAAUCCUCUUCCAUUUAUACACCGGGCCUUAAUACUGAUGCCAAAAAAAGGGGAAAAAAAGAACCGAAAAGUCAGUGAAGUCCGCCAGUGCAAUUCUUUAUGCUUUCAACCACACGAAUUUGCUCAUUUUAUUAUUUUACCAAAACAGUGUUUCUGUAUAGAACAAUACAAAGAAGAGUACAUUGUUUACAAACUUGAUUGUACACUACACAAAGGAAAACAAUGCUCUGACACCAAAUGCGUAGUGUAGAUUUAGAUGAAGUUAACAGAAUUGGCGGUAGCACUAUGAUAACAGAACAAACAAUCAGCCAUAAGACUGAGAUAUUCAUAUUCAUUACUGUUUGUUAGGCAUUGGGUAGGUCAGUCACAAUAGAGACACGUGAGGCCUUCUGGGAAGUUCCAGUUCAUUGAUGUUGCUCCGAUGAAGUGCGACAACGAAGGCGUAACUGGGUAAUCAAAAGUGUAUAUAUUUGUUUGAAACAUUUGAGAAUGUAUUUAUUUGAUCAUUUCACUUGAUUUGUUUUAUAUAUAAUCAUACUGUUUUUAAGAACACGUUCAUUCAGGUUUUCUGGGAGCAAGUACAGUCGAGCAUCAAAUUACUUGAGUUUUUUGUUGUGUUGUAAAGUUUGAGUGAGUCCUUAGUGGGGAACUGUUAAGGUCAAAGUACAAAACUUCCAAUGCAGGAUUCAUAUAGGAAAUUUGUGCUUGAAUGAUGCUUGUGCCCUUGAGCCAUAGUUCAACCCAUUGAAAUUUAAAUAUAAUUUUUCAUUUACUUUUUCCUUUUUUACAGAGCACUCAGUACAAUGUUAUCUUGCCUGAAUGAAGUGAAUGGCUCACUGUUUGUUAAUGAUUGUUGCAAUUACAGCACCACAGUAAAGUUUUACAUUUCGA